This is a messenger RNA of Mytilinidion resinicola, 465 nucleotides long. RefSeq lists its product as uncharacterized. Bases 1 to 465 code for a protein of 154 amino acids. The transcript has 3 exons. Lineage: Eukaryota; Fungi; Ascomycota; Dothideomycetes; Mytilinidiales; Mytilinidiaceae. The record is from RefSeq and is a predicted model, not a curated record.
AUGACGGCCAAUCUUGCCACCACAGAGACGGAGUGGCCCACGUCGACUCCCGUGCCCGCGGCUGUCAAGAAGUUCCUCGACGACUUCUUCGUGGUCAUGGACAACAAUACCCCUGAUGCUGGGGAGAAGCUGGCAGCCGACUUCUUCACGCCCACGGCAACCUUCACGAUAACAGGAGGAACAUAUGUGGGAUCGGAAGAAAUAAAGGGCUCGCGCAUCGCGGCCUGGAAAGUGGUGACGUCGAGACAGCAUAAGAUCCUCAAGUCGUACACCUGUACAGACGAUGCUUCUGAUCUUUUGAACAUUGGUCUCGCCAAAAUGGGCCUCGUCAACGGCAAACAUCUGGAAGGGAACUUUCUCAGUCGAAUCGUAUUUGAGGAUAUUAAAUCACCCAAUCUCAAAAUGAAGUUGUUUCAGGUCUGGGGGGACUCUGGCCCACUCAUCAAAGCACUGCAGGAAGAGUAA